Metarhizium robertsii ARSEF 23 is the source of this 378-nucleotide messenger RNA. RefSeq names its product Mediator complex, subunit Med21/Med9. Lineage: Eukaryota; Fungi; Ascomycota; Sordariomycetes; Hypocreales; Clavicipitaceae. Gene Ontology annotation, biological process: regulation of transcription by RNA polymerase II. Gene Ontology annotation, molecular function: transcription coregulator activity. Bases 1 to 378 code for a protein of 125 amino acids. Gene Ontology annotation, cellular component: mediator complex. The transcript is spliced from 3 exons. The record is from RefSeq and is a predicted model, not a curated record.
AUGGGCGAUCGGUUAACACAGCUGCAAGACGCAGUUGACCAGCUCGCGCAGCAGUUCGUCGCAUGUUUGCAUUUCGUCCAGAGACGGCACGAUCUCGAGACGCUGGGUCCAAACGACAAAGUUAGAGACAUAAAACAGGAACCUCAUCAGAGGGAAGGUGAGGACAUGAAGCACAGCCAGCGCCCAAUUGUUCAAAUAGAGGUGUUAAUAUCGAACCUCCCCGGGCUAGACAACAGCGAACGAGACCAAGAACGAAAUAUCAAGGACCUCGAGGAGGACCUGAAGGCGGCAGAAGCGCAACGGCAAGAUGCUCUGAAGGAGAGAGAUCAAAUCCUGGCCGAGUUAGACUCUGUUAUCCGCAGCGUCCGGCGGCCAUGA